UAUUAGACAUGCUUGGUUCUUAACGAGCGAGUUUUAAAUGUAUUAAAAGCUAUUACGGACAUACCUCUCAAAGUAUUGUAAUUACAAUUAUCAUACGAAGAAAGAGAUCUUUGCUAUGGUCCUCAAUUACCUGUGCACAUGUGGAUAAUUGUAUCACUCCGAGAUCUGUUUCCUUUAGGUUUACGUACAACACCGCACUACUUUGUACCCGAACUAUUUGUGAUUUUUUUUUUUCGAAACUCGCGGCGGAAUACUGUGUUCUACGGCCUUAAAGCUACUCUACGCGCGUACUCUACGUAACUAUCAGCUUUACUGUCUGGAAACGAAGAGAUUGUUGGCAAAAUGGCGGGCACUAACGGUCAACUGAUGAUUCUAGCAGUGGUGAUCUUUUUCACUGUAGCCGUCAUCAAGGGUACAGAAGGAAGUCCUCCCCAGCUAGUUAACGUCGGGGCAUAUGACGUUUCCCGGGAAUCUGGACUGAAACUGUUGGACCGUCUUCUUGGGGCUGGUGGAUAUGAGGGCGUGUCCGGCUAUGAGACGUCUGAUGUGGAAGACCUCCCAAUCAUGAUGGAGCGUCGUCGAACAUGCAAAGGUUACUUCUGCUGCAUGGCCACUUGCGCCCAGCAUAUGUUCAGCAUGCAUCCCGUUAUCAAGAACGGACGGUGUUACUGCUCCCCCUAAUGGUUUAGCAGUAAACUGCAGAAUGAGAUCCACAACCACGAUAUUAGAACAGCAGUAGCGCGGCUUGCUCUAUGUUUUACCAGUUUGGCCCCAGAUUAGCAUGUAACACUCAUAUAUCUUUUACCAAUAUAGAAUAAGUAUUAAAGAGAGCGAUAGAAAGGAACAAUUCACAAUAUUCUCAGUAACGUGCAUAUGACUUUGUUGAUCUCCGUAUUUGCAAUUCAUUGUAUCCCUGGAUAUCUAAGAGCAAAAUAAAACAUCUAUAAUGGAUU
Branchiostoma floridae (Florida lancelet) is the source of this 953-nucleotide messenger RNA. RefSeq lists its product as uncharacterized. NCBI's taxonomy places the organism in Eukaryota, Metazoa, Chordata, Leptocardii, Amphioxiformes, Branchiostomatidae. The transcript is spliced from 5 exons. The coding region runs from base 343 to 681 and encodes 112 amino acids. The record is from RefSeq and is a predicted model, not a curated record.